AUGUCGGGCGUGACGUCAGCUCGGAUCAGGACCACGUGUGAGGACAUCGACAUGUCGGGCAUGGCGUCAGCUGGGAUCGGGGCCACGUGUGAGGACAUCGACAUGUCGGGCAUGGCGUCAGCCGGGAUCGGGACCACGUGUGAGGACAUCGACAUGUCGGGCAUGGCGUCAGCCGGGAUCGGGACCACGUGUGAGGACAUCGACAUGUCGGGCAUGGCGUCAGCUGGGAUCGGGACCACGUGGGAGGACAUCGACAUGUCGGGUGUGACAUCAGCUGGAAUUGGGACCACGUGGGAGGACGCCGACAUGUCGGGUGUGACAUCAGCUGGGAUCGGGACCACGUGGGAGGACAUCGACAUGUCGGGCAUGGCGUCAGCUGGGAUCGGGGCCACGUGUGAGGACAUCGACAUGUCGGGCGUGACAUCAGCCGGGAUCGGGACCACGUGUGAGGACAUCGACAUGUCGGGCAUGGCGUCAGCUGGGAUCGGGACCACGUGGGAGGACAUCGACAUGUCGGGCGUGACAUCAGCUGGGAUUGGGACCACGUGGGAGGACGUCGACAUGUCGGGCGUGACAUCAGCGGGCACGCCGUCACUCUGCAGCUUGGGUUGA
Molecule: messenger RNA, 612 nt
Organism: Pollicipes pollicipes
Lineage: Eukaryota; Metazoa; Arthropoda; Thecostraca; Pollicipedomorpha; Pollicipedidae
Product: embryogenic cell protein 40-like
Exons: 2
Coding region: 1-612 (203 amino acids)
Source: RefSeq, a predicted model, not a curated record